Molecule: messenger RNA, 411 nt
Organism: Vitis riparia (riverbank grape)
Lineage: Eukaryota; Viridiplantae; Streptophyta; Magnoliopsida; Vitales; Vitaceae
Product: TPD1 protein homolog 1-like
Exons: 2
Coding region: 1-411 (136 amino acids)
Biological process (GO): cell fate determination
Source: RefSeq, a predicted model, not a curated record
AUGGGUCCGGCGAGCAGCGGCGAUGAUGUUGGAGCUGGCUUUGGCGAGGUCAAGACAGAAGUCGCGGCCGAGGGCAGAGGAACCGCCGUGGUAGCAGCAGAGACAAACUGUUCAAAUGGCGAUAUCGUGAUUGCACAGUCAAGAGUCGGCACUCUACCAAGUGGGAUACCGUCUUUCAGUGUGGAGAUCACGAAUGCAUGCGCCAGAGGCUGCUCCAUCUCCAAUCUCCAUUUGAAAUGCGGUAUGUUUGCUUCGGCAGUUCUGGUGAACCCUAAAAUAUUCAAGCGUCAGGAUGUUGAUGAUUGCCUUGUCAAUGGUGGAAUUCCUUUAGCCGCGGGUUCUACCAUCUCCUUCAAGUAUGCCAACACUUUUCAAUACCCUCUUUCACUUGCUUCUGCUACAUGCGGCUAG